This is a messenger RNA of Nannizzia gypsea CBS 118893, 1185 nucleotides long. RefSeq names its product uracil-DNA glycosylase. The record is from RefSeq and is a predicted model, not a curated record. Bases 1 to 1185 code for a protein of 394 amino acids. The transcript is spliced from 3 exons. NCBI's taxonomy places the organism in Eukaryota, Fungi, Ascomycota, Eurotiomycetes, Onygenales, Arthrodermataceae. Gene Ontology annotation, molecular function: uracil DNA N-glycosylase activity. Gene Ontology annotation, cellular component: mitochondrion; nucleus. Gene Ontology annotation, biological process: base-excision repair; base-excision repair, AP site formation via deaminated base removal.
AUGAAGAGGGCAGCGAGCAUCACGUCGAAGGAGGCAAAGAAGCCCAAGUCGACCAUCACGGCGUUCUUCUCGUCGUCAGGUACAGCUUCAGCUUCAGCGUCCAAGGCCGCAGCCUUCGACAAGGCCAAAUGGGCGAGCAGCCUGACAGCCGAGCAGCGGGAGCUGCUGAAGCUCGAGAUAGACACGCUGGACGAGAGCUGGCUUGCCCAUCUCACGGACGAGCUGCUCUCCCGCGAGUUCCUGGCCCUGAAGCGGUUCCUGCGUGACGAGAAGAAGUCCGGAGCCAACAUCUUCCCCCCGGAGCAGGACAUCUACUCAUGGUCGAGGUACACGCCGCUACACACGGUCAAGGCUGUCAUCGUUGGCCAGGACCCGUACCACAACCACGGCCAGGCUCACGGCCUCUGCUUUUCCGUACGCCCGCCUACGCCAGCUCCCCCUUCGCUCAAGAACAUCUAUAUUGCACUGAAGAAUGACUACCCGGCCUUCGAGGCACCUGCCAACCGUGGGGGGCUGCUCACGCCCUGGGCCCAGCAGGGAGUGCUCUUGCUCAACACCUGUCUCACCGUCAGGGCUCACAACGCAAACUCCCACUCGCAGCGCGGAUGGGAGCGUUUCACCCAGCGGGCCAUUGACCUUGUAGCCCGUGUACGCACAAAGGGUGUUGUGUUCUUGGCCUGGGGCAGCCCGGCGGCCAAGAGGGUGUCUGCAGUAAACAAGGAGAGACACUGCGUCCUGCAGUCGGUCCAUCCAAGUCCCCUCAGUGCUCACAAGGGAUUCUUGACCUGUGGGCAUUUCAGAAAGGCCAAUGACUGGCUGCAGACUAGAUACGGGGACGACGGUAUCAUUGACUGGAGUCUCACCUCGACGCCACUCUUCACUGCUGUCACUGAUACCAUUACCACUACAGAGACAGCCACGGAGGACGAGAAGACAAACACAGUAUCAAAGGCAGUUGAAGAAAAGUCAGACACUGUGUCGAAGACAGUUAGUGUCACUGACACCAUUACGGAUGUAGCUACAACCACAGCUACAACCACAGCUACAACCACAGAUACAGUUACAGAGACAGCUACAGAGACGGCUACAGAGACAGCUACUACAACUACAUCUACAUCUACCACCAAGGUAGAUGACGAGGACAGCGACUAUGGACAGGACCUCAUCGAGGAUGAGACCAAGUAG